GCUUAAGCAAGUGAGUGAAAGAGGAAGAGCCUCCUCUCCUCUGAUGUGUUGGGAUGUUGUAUUUUGCCUUCAGAACAUGGUGAAACCAAGUCUGUACCAGAAGCAGCUUUUGAAGGAUGUGCAUGUACUGAAAAAUUGACUGAAUGGAAGGUUAAGGUACUGAUGUUGUACUAGUCUUGUUCCUCUACUUCAAGUCAGUAUGUCGCAGAAAUUGGAGGCUCCGCUUUCCUUGUCUGACUGCCUCUGCCAAAUUUGCAUGGAGAUCUUUGUGGAGCCUGUGACACUGCCAUGCAACCAUACCCUCUGCAAUUCUUGCUUCCAGCUGACAGUUGAAAAGGCCAGUCUUUGUUGCCCUUUUUGUCGGCGUCGAGUCUCUUCCUGGGCACGAUAUAAUGCCCGCAGAAAUACUCUUAUCAACUGGGAAUUCUGGGAAAAGAUUCAGAAGAAUUACCCAAAGGAGUGUGAGCGUAGGAUUAACGGGCAGGAUUUGGAAGAGGAAAUCUGUGUCCCCCAUCCGCGACACCAGCUGAGCAAGCCUGGGGAACUGAGGCAGGAAUAUGAAGCAGAGAUUAGCAAGGUGGAGGCAGAAAGGCGAGCACAUGAGCAAGAGGAGAACAAGGCAAGUGAGGAAUACAUUCAACGGCUUCUAGCAGAAGAGGAGGAGGAACGCAGAUUGGCAGAAGAGAGGCGGAGGGAGAUGGAGAAACAGCUGAAGCAAGAUGAAGAGUUGGCCUGGCAGCUGAGCAACAGUCUGAAUGACGAUUCCAAAGGACAUGUGCUCAGCAGUCCUUCACCAGCAGGCAGUUUCUCAGCUGAAACAUCCCCAGCUAGUUUGUGCAAGACAAGGAACAAACCAAGCAGCCCUGGAGACAUUCAGAAGUAUCUGUCUCCAAAGCUUCAUCAUCCAUUGGGAUCAGCAUCAUUCUCCAGAACAGCAGGAAGAGGCAGGAGUGACUCUGACUCUGUGGAGACCAAUAGCAAUGAAGGCAGCAGUUCUGUGUGGCAAGACGAGCAAGAGGAAAUGCCAACGCUGUCUCCACAGCUGACUGGUGUGAUUAAAGAUGCCAGUGCUAAGGACUCAUUUUUGGAAUCAUGCAUGAACUAUUUCAGUGCCUCAGCUUCAGAAGAAACGGCCACUGCCAAGCAGGAAAAAACACCAGGACCAAAUUGUCUAGGAGACAAAGUUCCAGAUGCACUUCAUGGAAUCACAAAAGGGGAAGGAUCUGGAACAGUUCUUCAUAGAUCCAAAGGAGAUGAUGAAAUUGAGUCAGACAGUGGCUGUUUAACACAUGUAGAAAGCAUAAACCUUCCAAACUCUGCUGAAACUUGUACCUGUAUUCAGUCAGCAACAAAUUCUGUGAUGUCUGGCAGCAAAAGUGUAAUAUGUGAUCUCAUGAAGGUGGCUAGACACUCAGAUGAAGAGAAACCAGAGAGACUGCAGAACACUAAGGAGACUCCAAAAAGAAAGUUGCUGGAGCCACCAGCUGAAGCAGUGCUUGACUUGUGCGUGCUUGAUAAGAGGAGAAGAACUUUUCCAGAAAGUUUAGAGGACCAAGGGGAGCAGAUAAAUGAUUUUAACUUGCAAAUACAGAAAGCCUUUGAGCAGGAGUUCUAUGAAAGGCGUAUGCAAGAGGAGCAGGACAGGCUUCUGGCUCUGCAGCUACAAAAACAGAUAAACAAGGAGGAAAGGACACUGAAUCGACAAAAGGGCUCCCCAGAUGAGUACCUUCUUCGCACCAAACCACCUCAGUCUGUGAAAGACUCUCCUGCUAGAAAGGGAAGUUCUAAGAUGGCAAAAGACUCAAAGGUACCAAAAAAACAGGCUGAAACAAAUCACCGCAAGACUCGGAAAGGUUCUUGCAAUGAAAACUGGCAGUCCCCUACCAGAGUCCGAAUGAAACCACCCAGCAUCAAGGAAGGAAAAGUUUUGAAUUGUGUGGUUAAUACCAGUGACACAAAUGAUAUUUGUUCAUUACCUAAGAAUAAGCAAAAGACAAUCCUUCAGAUGUUUAAAAGCUCUGUUGCAGAGUAGAUCAACAGAAACACAGACAUGUGGUGGAAUAAGAAUUAAAACUGUGGUGGUUUGUUUCCUCCUGUUAGGCAAAGCUUCCUGUAAACAGUUUUAAAUUUGCUGGUUUUGAGGGGGAUCGCUUUGGGCCACAAAGUGUUACAUGUUCUGAGAAGUUUUAAUAACAUACGCCCCCAGACUUUAAAAAAUUUUAAUUUGUCUUCUUGACUACAGCUUGUUUUCUAGCAUUUGCAUUUACCUAAUUUUGAGUGUUAAUAUUGUUAGUGUUUAAAAACAAAAAUAACUGAUGGCCUUAUCUUAAAAUGAGCAAUUGGAGCCUUCUACGGAAAGGAUGCAUGUUCCAUGGAGGAAACAAGU
Molecule: messenger RNA, 2386 nt
Organism: Haliaeetus leucocephalus (bald eagle)
Lineage: Eukaryota; Metazoa; Chordata; Aves; Accipitriformes; Accipitridae
Gene: RNF168
Product: ring finger protein 168, E3 ubiquitin protein ligase
Exons: 7
Coding region: 200-2032 (610 amino acids)
Biological process (GO): double-strand break repair; protein ubiquitination
Cellular component (GO): nucleus; site of double-strand break
Molecular function (GO): metal ion binding; ubiquitin-protein transferase activity; nucleosome binding
Source: RefSeq, a predicted model, not a curated record